Tachysurus fulvidraco (yellow catfish) is the source of this 4139-nucleotide messenger RNA. RefSeq names its product ADAM metallopeptidase with thrombospondin type 1 motif, 1 (gene adamts1). Gene Ontology annotation, cellular component: extracellular matrix. The record is from RefSeq and is a predicted model, not a curated record. NCBI's taxonomy places the organism in Eukaryota, Metazoa, Chordata, Actinopteri, Siluriformes, Bagridae. The transcript has 8 exons. Bases 303 to 3104 code for a protein of 933 amino acids. Gene Ontology annotation, biological process: extracellular matrix organization; proteolysis. Gene Ontology annotation, molecular function: metalloendopeptidase activity; zinc ion binding.
CUCGAACCUAAGAGAAAAGGAGACACAGGGAAAGAAACUGUCCCAGCCCAGACAGCUGCUUUCAUACGGGAGAAAAGAAUCUUUGCUCUGAAAGUCUGCAUCAUUUUUAAUAUUUAUUUGUACUUUACUCAAAUAGAGUUUGCACUGGAUUUUUUUUUUUGUAUUAUUAUUAUUAUUUAGGUAAGCUUUAAUAGGUAAAGAAGUUUCUGUGAAAUUGAGUUUGAUCUACGCGCCUGGACUUUUGUGUCAGUUUUUGCAGAAAAGAAAGAAAAAAAAAGCCUGAACGUAUUUCUUGACGGAUUAUGAUGUUUUUUGUGCGUGUUGCGCUGAGUUUAAUUGCUGCUCUGUGCGCUAACGCGGCGCAGAGUUCAUGGGAGGAAACUACCCUGGUACCAAUUCAGCUCGACUCCUACAAGAGCAAAAAGGAAUCGCCUUUAAGUUCAGAGGCUCAGGAGAAAGAAUCAGAAAAGCUUUUCUACCGGUUGGACAUCUUCGGGAAACAGAUGGUGUUGGAGUUGGAGCCUGAUCAGACUUUCCUGGCGCCUGGGUUUGUAUUCCAUGUAGUGGGGAAACCGGAGGGCCAGCAGGGGUUUGACAGCUCAGGGGAGGCGCGCUGCUUUUACACAGGAACAGUGAACGGAGAGAAAAACUCUGCGGUCGCUCUUAACGUCUGCCAUGGACUGAGGGGUGGCUUCAACUACGGUGAUGAAGAGUAUUUCAUUGAGCCCACGAAUGCCACUAAGGAAAGCAGUUUUUCAAGCGAGGACAUGCACAUCAUUCGCCGGAGAAACAGGCGGUUCCAUGGCGAGGUCGGUGGCUCCAAGUGCGGGGUCAAAGAAGACGAGGAAAAAGUUCCCGUGCACCAUAGAACCACAUCAGAUAAAGAGCUCGCCUCAACUCCAAAUGAGCCCCAAGCACAUCACCGGGCACGUCGUUUUGUGUCCACCCCACGAUAUAUGGAAAUCAUGAUUGUGGCAGAUCAGUCAAUGGCAGAAUUACACGGAGCUGGACUGAAGCCUUACCUGCUAACCAUAAUGGCAGUAGCUUCUCAUCUUUACCGCCACCCAACUAUUCAUAACUCUAUUACACUUUCUGUGGUAAAACUUAUGGUGAUAUAUGAAGAAGAACAGGGACCACAAGUUUCCACUAAUGCUGCUCUCACUUUGAGGAACUUCUGCCAGUGGCAAAGACAGCACAACCCUCCCAGCGAUCGUCACCCAGAACAUUAUGACACCGCCAUCCUGUUCACCAGAAAAGAUCUAUGUGGUGCUCACUCUUGUGACACAUUAGGAAUGGCUGAUGUUGGCACAGUGUGUGAUCCAGAGCGAAGUUGCUCCAUUAUUGAGGAUGAUGGACUGCAGGCAGCUUUCACUGUUGCACAUGAGCUAGGUCAUGUGUUCAACAUGCCCCAUGAUGAUGCGAAGCAGUGUGCUAAUAUCAAUGGUGACAACUGGGGCGCCCACAUGAUGGCGUCUACACUUUCCAACUUGAACCAGUUGCAUCCCUGGUCUCCAUGCAGUGCACUGAUGAUAACAGCAUUCCUGGAUAAUGGCCAUGGUCAGUGUCUGCUUGACAAGCCACAGAAGCCUCAACAAUUACCACAAGCCCUGCCAGGUUCAGUGUACAAUGCUGAUUAUCAGUGCCGUCUCACUUUUGGGGAGGAGUCACAGCACUGCCCUGACCUGAGUACAACCUGUGCAGCUCUCUGGUGCACUGUCACUACAACAAAUGGUCUACUUGUGUGCCAAACCAAGAACUUUCCAUGGGCUGAUGGAACUCCAUGUGGGCAUGACAGCUACUGUAUGGCAGGCCAGUGUUUAAGCAGUAAAGAAGCAGCUGGUUUUCAGAUCCCAGUCAAUGGUGGAUGGGGAACUUGGGGACCUUGGGGUGAGUGCUCACGUACCUGUGGUGGUGGUGUGCAGUACUCUUUUAGGGAAUGUGACAACCCUAUGCCCAAGAAUGGAGGCAAAUACUGUGAGGGCAAAAGAGUUCAGUAUCGUUCCUGCAAUACAGAAGACUGUCCCGACAGCAACGGUUUAACUUUCCGUGAAGAGCAAUGUCUGGCCCACAAUGACAUUUCUUCCCAUGUAACAUUUGGCUCAAGUGAGGGUGUUGAAUGGGUACCGAAGUAUGCUGGAGUAUCACCUAAGGACCGCUGUAAGCUGGUUUGCAGAGCAAAGGGAACAGGCUACUUCUUCAUCCUCAAGCCAAAGGUGGAAGAUGGAACUCCCUGCACCCCCGACUCCACCUCUGUUUGUGUCCAAGGACAGUGCGUCAAGGCUGGAUGUGACCGUGUGAUUGGCUCAGAUAAACAAUUUGAUAAAUGUGGCGUUUGUGGUGGGGAUGGAUCCACUUGCAAGAAAGUGUCUGGAUCAUUGGAGUAUGCAAGACCUGGGUAUCAGGAUGUUGUGACAAUCCCUGCAGGUGCUACGCACCUCGAUGUCAAGCAGCGAUCCACUGGUGGCCGUCGACUUGACAACAGCUACCUGGCUGUUCGCCGGCAAGAUGGCACUUACCUACUAAACGGUGAUUACAAGCUUACAACUUUGGAGACUGACAUCUUUCUAAAAGGUGCACUUCUGCGCUACAGUGGAUCUUCAGCCUCUCUUGAGCGUCUCCGCAGCUUCGCCCCUCUUCCAGAGCCAUUGAUAGUCCAGGUACUGUCUGUAGGUGACUCUCCUCGCCCCCGUGUCAAAUAUAGCUACUUUGCCCCACGGCCCACUUCCACAAACCGACAUUCCAUUAAUGCUAUCACAGAAGUAGGAGGUGCAGAGUGGACACUGCAUGAAUGGGGACCCUGCUCACAGACCUGUGGUGAAGGUACACAGAAGAGGGAUGUGCUCUGUCUGGAUGACCAGGGUCGAUCAUCACAAGAUUGUCCAGAAGAGCUGCGUCCUUCUUCCACUCGUUCCUGUAACACACAAGCCUGCCCAUCCUGGGUGUUGGGAGAGUGGUCAGCCUGUUCUAAGACAUGUGGCCGAGGUUUCCGGAAACGUACACUGUACUGUAUGGGUCAUGACGGCCACAUUUUGCCACAUGACAGCUGUCACUCAAAAGUACGGCCACGACCAUUGCUAGACUUAUGCAUCCAGAAUGCCUGUUAAGACUGGCUAGGACUAGAGGCAGCUGCUGACUGUAAAUUCUGCUAUUCAUUGUCUGAAGCAGAGCAAUGCAGGUUUAGGACCCAAAGGGUCCCCUAUGACGGUGACUGCAAUUAACCUUGAACCAGCACUAUAGCUCCCACUCCUCCAACACUGGGUGCAGGACACAAAGCGGGCACACUGUGUACCUGUCUGUAAAGAUAGGAUUGAGGAAGAAUAUAAAAAUAUAUAUAAGGACACCUUGGCUGCUUUAGGUGCUAAUGACACACAUACAGGUCAUUGAGUGUGAGUGUGUUUUUGAGUGAAUGACUGUACAAAAAGCUCCAGUGUAUGUAUUUGUACUGUCUGUCUGAGCUGGACUGGACAGAUAGUUGCUAUAUGAGAGGAAAAUAUAUAUGUGAGCAACCAUAAAAUAAACAAUGAGUAAUUAUUAUAGAUGUGAAUAUAUCAGAAUCUAUUAGUAUUUGGCUGAGACAGGGAGAACCAUUGAUUCAUUAAGUGAGACCUUACUAAACCCAGAUCUCAAAGACACACACGCUGCUAUAAUACUCAGCUAGUUUUAUGUAUGAAUUUCUAAAUAUACACAUUUAGUAUACAUUUUGAUGUAUUUUCAAGUUUUCAAAGCAAAGCAUACCCCAUCAUUAAUGAACAAAAAUAGACCUUAGAAAUGCCAAAGAACAUGAUUUCUCUAUCGGAGUGAUUGUGUGUAUAUGUGCGUGUGUGUAUGUGUGCGUGUGUUAGAAGGCAUAUAUGGAGGGUGAGGGACUUCUCUCCUGUUACUACUUCAUAAGUAAGUCUCUCGUGCCUUCCAAGAAGGUGUCAUCUUUUUGUACAGAAUAUCCAAACAUUAUUUAUUUUUGUACAGCCUGUUAAAUAUAAUCUUGUGGCUUUUUUUUUAUUAUUAUUGAAUUUUUAUUUGUUAUUAUUAUUAUUGAAAUUACAGAAGGAUGUAGAUUAUAUUGGAGUAUUUAUACAGUAUUAUAUAUAUGGUCUUAGGUUUAUGAAUAAAGUAUCACAUUGACUUGUGAACCGAAAUCA